ACAACGGAGAAAGAGAGAGGGAGGAAAAGAGACACUUCAAGACUUCAGACAGCGGAUCUUGUUGAGGGAAAACCUGUGUCAUUUCUAAGAAACUCUUGGCGUCUAUUCUUUGAGGACACGUUUGGGACUUUAAAAAAACCAUACAAACAGACUCUGUACGUUUGAAUGCGUGACCAUGACGGCAGCUGUCGAUAUUAAGCCGUUAACUAUAAUAAAAUCCGAAAAAGUAGACGAUCUGGAGUGUGCUGAUGUUCCUCUUCUGACUCCGGACCCGCGUGAGUGGACAGAAGGCCAUGUGAGGGAAUGGUUGACCUGGACGGUGAAUGAGUUCAGUCUGAAGAACGUGGACUUCCACAAGUUCAGUAUGGACGGAGCGAGUCUCUGUGCGCUCGGCAAGGAGAGAUUUCUGGACCUGGCACCAGACUUUGUGGGCGACAUCCUCUGGGGGCAUUUAGAGAUGCUGCAGAAAGAAGACCCGAAGCACUUCCCCGUCAGCAGCCUGAGCUCCAGCUUCCAGGAGUCCCGCUAUCCCUCCGAAUAUUUCUUCAACUAUGGCAUUGAGCAUCCUCAGUGUGUCCCUCCGUCUGAAUACUCUGAGCCGAGCUUCAUCACAGAGUCCUAUCAGACGCUUCACCCCAUCAGUUCAGAAGACCUGCUGUCGCUCAAAUACGAGAGCGAGUAUCCCAACGUCAUCCUGCGGGACGCGCCGCUCAACCCCCUGCAGGGAGACUAUUUCUCAGUCAAACAGGAAGUCGUGUCGCCUGACAACAUGUGUGUGGGUCGCAUUAGCAGAGGUAAGCUGGGUGGUCAGGACUCGUUUGAGAGCAUCGACAGUUUCGAGAGCUGCGACAGACUCACGCAGUCGUGGAGCAGUCAGUCGUCCUUCAACAGCCUUCAGAGAGUCCCGUCCUAUGACAGCUUCGACUCGGAGGAUUACCCCAAUGCUCUGCAUGCGCACAAACCCAAGGGCACGUUUAAAGACUACGUGCGGGAACGCUCGGACCUGAGCAAAGACAAACCGGUCAUCCCUGCAGCGGCUCUCGCUGGAUACACAUCCUGCACCCGUAGGUGGCCCGCAGAUGGGGAAAGAGGAAAAACAAGCCCAAGAUGAACUAUGAAAAGCUGAGCCGCGGCCUGCGCUACUACUACGACAAGAACAUCAUCCACAAAACGUCCGGCAAGCGCUACGUCUACCGCUUCGUGUGCGACUUGAAAAGCCUGCUGGGAUACACUCCCGAGGAGCUGCACACCAUGUUAGACGUCAAGCCCGACACGGACGAGUAAAGUCUGGACAGAAGAGAGAGUAAAAGGAGUCCCUGAAAGACCCUGCAAAAGACAAACGGGGCGUCCAGUCACAUUCCAACACUGUUUUGAGCUCAAAAAAAAAAAAA
This is a messenger RNA of Danio rerio (zebrafish), 1391 nucleotides long. RefSeq names its product ETS proto-oncogene 1, transcription factor (gene ets1). Gene Ontology annotation, biological process: animal gross anatomical part developmental process; DNA-templated transcription; regulation of DNA-templated transcription. Gene Ontology annotation, molecular function: DNA-binding transcription factor activity; DNA binding; sequence-specific DNA binding. NCBI's taxonomy places the organism in Eukaryota, Metazoa, Chordata, Actinopteri, Cypriniformes, Danionidae. Gene Ontology annotation, cellular component: nucleus; cytoplasm. The record is from RefSeq and is marked validated.